AUGCAUAUAUUACUUUGGAUCCUUAACUCCCUAAGCCCUCUCGAAAUACGGUCACGCUUACUGAACGAUCUCGCAUUUUGUCAGGCUAUGUUAGAUUGGUUGGAUAGCUGUCAUCAAGGUGACUACUCGACGGGAAGUUCGAACGAAAUUAAGGAAAGUACUGAUGGUCGCAGCACUGAUUUUGAAUCGGAUGACUGUGAGGGCCGUUCGGCGACAUGCGUUUUACCGUUGCGCCCCCCCGUCACUUCUACUGAAGCAGAGGUAAAUGAUACAUACCGUCAAGUUCUUCGUGACGCAGACCAAGUAGUCUACAUGUCAAAUCGCCAUCAAUGUCGGCUACAAACUAAUCAUUCCAAAGGCUGCCGUCGCUCAUCUGAUAGUCUCUGCCGGGCACGCUUUCCUCGCGAUAUGCACCCUUCCACUGAGGUCGAUAUUGAUACAGGAGCCAUUCACUUCAAAAAAAGUGAGCCAUGGAUCAACACCUUCAAUCCUGUGAUGUCAUACGCUCUCAGAUGCAAUACAGAUGUUACCUGUCUGUUAUCAGGAACUCAAGUACGUGCCAUCAUCGCGUACAUUACUGACUAUAUUACUAAAUCUCCUCUUAAAACACAUUCUAUAUUCGAGACUGUACGCACCGUG
Laetiporus sulphureus 93-53 is the source of this 639-nucleotide messenger RNA. RefSeq lists its product as uncharacterized. The record is from RefSeq and is a predicted model, not a curated record. The transcript has a single exon. The annotation marks the transcript as partial. Lineage: Eukaryota; Fungi; Basidiomycota; Agaricomycetes; Polyporales; Laetiporaceae.